AACAUUCCAGAGGCCUUACCUGGCCAGUUCGAGUCCGGAGGCGGGUGCCCGAUCAAACUUACUUUUCCUCGUAUUUGAGACAGCGGCAUCCGCAGCCGAGUUGCAUUUCUCAUUUCCACUGACACGAGAAUCUCAGCAUGGGUGCUGGAGGUGCAUGGAGUGAGAUGUGGAACGGACUCAGUUCGUCACUGGAUGGAUUUUCAGCUGCGACCAUUAUCAUCUCCAUCAUUAUCGUCAUACCGACGAUUUUGUGGAUUUUCUCUUCCCUGUCAGCAAAGGCGAGGCCCGAAGGUCGUCGUCCGACGCCGCCCGGAAGCACUGGACUGCCGCUGGCUGGAGAAACGAUUCAGUUUGCUUUAGCUAUGACCAGGAAGGAUGGCCUCAUCAAAUUUAUUAGUGAAAGAAGAAAGAAGCAUGGGCCUGUAUUUAAGUCGCAUCUUUUGGGAUCGCCGGUGGUUUUCCUGGACCCGCCGGCGGGCAACAAGUUUCUCUUUCAUAAUGAGGGAAAAUUGGUGGAGAAUGCCUGGCCAGCAUCCGUGUCAGCUCUCUUGGGCGAGACCUCGCUGACGAAGAAACAAGGGGAGGAGUACAAGCUCGCUCGCCGUUAUAUUGCUGGGUUUUUUGACCAGAAGGCGACGAUGGCUUAUUUGGCACGAGUAGAUGAGGUCGCAUCGAAGCAUUUCGCUACACACUGGAAAGGACACGAAGAGCUCUCGUCUUUGCUAAUGGCCACUAUAUACACGUUCGACAUAAUAUGUGAUCUGCUGCUCGGUCUGCCUGAUGAGCCCGAGCUGCAAGAGUUGCGUGUGUGCAUGAAGCAGUACUCGUUCGGUAUCUUGAAGGCACCGAUAAAUUUUCCUGGAUUCGCUUAUUACGACGCGCGGAAGGCAAGGGAACGUUUGUUGGAGAUGUAUGAAGUGAUCAUCACGCGCAGGAGACAGGAACUGGCCGAAGGCAACGCCCACCCAGACUUGCUGACCAAUCUGUUGACAGUACCUGAUGAAGCCGGGCGGUUUUACAGUGAUGAAGAGAUAAAGGACAACCUGCUCCUCUUCAUGUUCGCAGGUUUCGAAACGAGCAGCGUUGCGUUGACCAUGGUGAUAACUUUCGUCUCCAAAAAUCCUCAAGUUUACGAGUUACUUCUCAAAGAGCAGAAGGAGAUCGUGGAGUCAAAGAGAAUGAGGGGAGAGAGCGAUAUGCUAAGGGUGGAGGAUUUGAGUGCCAUGAAAUACACUUGGAGGGUGAUACAAGAAACGCUUCGUGUGCAGCCUUCCGUUAAUGGCGCAUUCAGAGACGCAAUCAUCGACCUUGAGUACAAUGGUUACACCAUUCCCAAGGGCUGGAAGAUUAUGUGGACCAAUCAGCAUUCGCACUAUGACCCUGCAUUUUUCCCAAACCCGGAUUGCUUCGAUCCAUCAAGGUUCGAAUCGCCGCCCAUACCUUUCACAUAUGUUCCUUUCGGAGGAGGGCCACGCAUAUGCCCUGGCUACGAUUUUGCAAAGAUGGAAAUGCUGGUAUUUGUUCACCACCUUGUAAAGAACUACCAGUGGUCUUUAACACAUCCCGAUGAGCCUAUCAUUCGUAACCCAACGCCAAGAACAGCGAGGGGAACUCCUGUGAGGAUUACCAAAAUAGAACUAUAAAAGUUGCAAAGCCCUCCUCCCCAUGUCUUAUUUAGCAUAUGUUGUAUUUAUGUAUCCAAUAAAAAUGUCACUCGGUGCCCCUUCUGAUUUUCUCCAAAUUCGAAGGGCCAUUGAGUGAAGUAGCAAACUUGAACCUAGGGAUAGGUUCUGAAACCAUCACAAUGGGCCAAAAACCUUUUCAUACAUAAAACGGAGAUAGAAACUAUUCAGACUGGACUGCAGCCAUAUGUAUGAAAGCGUGUCUGAAGUGUCCGAGACUGUCUGAGCAAAAAGAGGGGUGGUUUCUUUCCGGCACGAGAUUGUAGGGCAUUUCGCACCCACCGUCAAUGUCUUGACUACGUCUUAAUAUGUCAAAGGUAGUAUUAGUAGACUAUAUACUAUUAUAAUAUCCACAAUUUGUUCUCUGAUGGACAAAAUGAGCUAAGGGAUUACAUAGAGCUCUGAAAAUAAUGUAUUAUAAGUAACUGAUUAUACUGUUACUACAUCCACAACAUGUUAUCUGGUGGACAACAUUAGCUAAAACAUCACAUAGAGUGAUGGAAACACAAUAACUUUAAUAAAUUAUGCAACUAUUGACAGAAAAAAUGUACAGUAAGUUUCUUCCCACAGCCGUUUCAUCAUUAUGGAUAAAA
Messenger RNA from Marchantia polymorpha subsp. ruderalis, 2275 nucleotides. NCBI's taxonomy places the organism in Eukaryota, Viridiplantae, Streptophyta, Marchantiopsida, Marchantiales, Marchantiaceae. The record is from the annotation of a GenBank genome assembly.